CAAAACAGGUGAUAGUGAUGGGCGUUACGUAAGCUCAUUUACAUAGAUCUUAAAUAUUUUAUUUUUAAUAUGCGGUACAACUUUGAACAUAAGAUUUCCUCCAUACAUAUAGCUGGCUAAAGCACACUAAACUUAUUAUUGUGAAAUUGUCAAUUCAUUUUUAACAUGAUACGAAGAAGCACAAAUUCUGCAGUAUAAUAAUCUACAAUUACCAAAUAAUAAAACACUGCCUUGGAGAAUUGGUUAAACAAAUCGUAGGAAAUGAGGAUGUUUUCGCUAUUUCGGUAGAAAUACCGUAAAAUCGAAGGCACAAAUCAAAGGUAUCGAAUAUAAAGCACAAAACAAAGUACUCGACAAGCUCAAGAUGUGACUGAUGUCACUAACGACCCAGAGAAAAUCACAAGAAGAAAAUAAACAAAGGGUAGAGGUGGGCCUCUAAGAGUCGUUUUUGUGCAUUCAUUAGUAAGGCGAACUGUUUGAAUGUGAAAACGUAUGCGUUAUUAUUGUGUGAUUCUUCAUAUUUCCAACUACGGGAUGAGCGAUCGUUUCCAUAACAUAUACAAAGUAUAUAAAACUUCGUCAUGUUCCUUGUUUUUCGUUACGUAACGAACUACACUCGAUAUCAAAUGCAACUAUCAACGUCAGUCUAGACAAUCUUAUCUAAAGUCACGUCAUUUUUGAAUGAAAAAUAAAAAAUUUGAAAUCAACACAUACUAUGGAUGGUACAAAGCCCAUUUUUUCAUCGUUAGCACAAUUUUAUGCAACGCAGAAGACAUUUGAUUGAAUAUUGGAAUGGACUCUCAAGAAGAAUGUUCGUCUAGCGAAGAACAAGACAUAAAACCUAUAUUUCUACCAAGUGUUACCCCCGGAUUAAAAUCUCAAGACUUCGAUUCGGAAGCGAUUACUUACAACCUAUCGCCUAGCUUAGUAGGCGGCUCCAAAAAGUGGUCUGUAAACAGGUAGAAAAUCUUCUAUCACAACCAUUUACUGAAAAUUCACAGUGGCAUUUUACAGGAAGAGCGCCUUCCUGCCAUACAGACAACAAAAUAAGUGCAACACAACUGUACUGACGAAUCUCCAAAGAGGGAACACACAGGCUCAAAACCCUUUGCCACAAAUAACAGACGUUAAUUUCCAUGCAAAGGCAGGCCAAGGCGAGCUUACUCAACAAGAUAUUGACAAUGAACCAAAUGUUGAUAUACGGUAUGUUGAAUAUAUCCUAUAAUUGGGCUCAUUUUUCUUUUUUUAAAGAUGACCAUUUGACCAGACUCUCACCUAUUCGUAAGAUAUUUUGUAUUCUCAGAAUUUUUCAACCCAAAAGGAAGCUGGCGAUGCUAACAUCUCAUAAACAGAAUGGUCAAAAUGUUUAAUAACACCCCCCUCUGGAAAAGAAAGUACUGCUCAUGACGAGAGGGUUUUGGAGAACAAUAUAAACUUGAUCCUGACCUUGUCCACAACCUUUAAGGUCAUUUAGAUGUCAACAUAAACGUUUUAUAGAAAACUUCAUUUGUUUGAAUACCUGUUUAUGUUCAUAGAUGACCUUGAUUUUGACGUGCAAGGUUAUUUAGAAGACAACUUGCAAAGGUUAUUGUAUCCCUAUUCAAAUUUCUCAAAUUGGCCUCUAAAUGACCUUGAAGGUCAUAGUCAAGGUCGUCUGCGUGCGUGAGGUUUUUUGGCAUCUCGGAGGAGAUAAAAAUACGGUUAUAAACAACCUUAUUUGUUUGGCUGCCUGUGAAAAGAGCAACAAAUUUUACGAUCGUAGAUGACCUUGAUUUAUGCAUUCAAGGUCGUUUAGAGGCCAACUUGCAAAUUUUAUAGUAAGUAAUCGUACGUUUUUGACUCCGCAGAUGGAAAGGGAAAUGUUUUCGUUCGGAAAUGGCCUUGACCAUAACCUGAAGGUGAUUUAGAGAUCAUUUAGUUUCACUGUUCCACUACAGUAUAAAAUUUCCCGUCAAAUGCAUCCGUAGGUUAUACAUUAUUAAGGUUUCACUUUCAAGGUACUUUCUUCUCUAAACGACCUUGAAGGUCAUACUCAAGGUCGUCUUCGACGUGAUAUUUUUUGGUCUGUCGCUCGCUACGCUUCCAUUUAAUAUUCCCAGGUUGACCUCUAAAUAGCAAUGAAUAUUAUUGUCAAGAUCAUAUUCAAUGUCAUCUAGGACCUUUUACUCUCUUCAUCUGUGGUUUUAAAAUACAGUUCCAUUUAAAAUUUUCAAGUCGACCUCUAAAUGACUUUGAAGGUCGUGGUCAAUGUCACAAUUGUAUAGUUCUUUCAAAAACUCUCAACUUUUUUCUUGGCCAUUUUAUUGUUUGAGCACUAUUUUCUAAGAUAGGGGGCGAGUCGGAAACUUUUGGUAUAACAUGUUAAUCUAAGCUGUUAUUGACAGCAUCUUUUUUUUUCUUAGAGACGAACAUAACGUGGCAGCUCUGCACUGGGCGUGCCAUUAUGGUCAAGUAAGUACAGUGCAACUGCUUCUGAGUUGUGGAGCGAGCGUCAACCUGUUGGGCCCCGAGGAAGAAUCCCCUCUCCAUCUUGCAGCUAGCGGUGGACACCUUGAAAUUGUCAGGAUGUUGAUUAAAGCAGGAGCAGAUAUCAACCAUGUUGAUCAUACAGAUGUGCAAUAGUGCGUUGAUGUAUGCAGCUAAAGGAAACCAUCCGCACACCUGCCAGGAACUCCUAAUGAAUGGAGCUGAAUCUUCUUUGGUGAACCUCAACGAUGAUACAGCUCAUUCCAUAGCAGUAGAAAACAACAGCAUUUUAGCCAAGACAGUGAUAAGAAAUCACCUGAUUGCGAAACUUGAUGCAAGAACUGCCUCACCGAUAAACUCUCUGUCAUCAGAAAUAGACAUCAAGUCAUAACGUUCACAUAUUUUUUUAUUUACAUGUACUUAAAUAUUUUUACAAUAAACUUAUUUAUUAAAA
Molecule: messenger RNA, 2920 nt
Organism: Acanthoscelides obtectus
Lineage: Eukaryota; Metazoa; Arthropoda; Insecta; Coleoptera; Chrysomelidae
Source: the annotation of a GenBank genome assembly